Messenger RNA from Camelina sativa (false flax), 1690 nucleotides. RefSeq lists its product as uncharacterized. The record is from RefSeq and is a predicted model, not a curated record. Gene Ontology annotation, molecular function: electron transfer activity. Gene Ontology annotation, cellular component: plasma membrane. NCBI's taxonomy places the organism in Eukaryota, Viridiplantae, Streptophyta, Magnoliopsida, Brassicales, Brassicaceae.
ACAUUCUCUUUUAUAUAAAGAAACAAAGUAACCUGUCACCAAUCUCCGUAUUCCAUUUCUGUAAAUUCUCACAGAUUUUCUUCGAUUCUCCUUAAUCUCCUAAACUUAUCUAUAUAUAUACUCAAUACACACCUUUACCUAUUCCACAACUCAAACACAAACAGAGACACACAUACAAAAAAAAAGCCCUAAUUUUUCAUCAGAUCUCCGAAACCAUGUCGGCGAUCAUGAAAACUCUUUGUUUCUCUUUCAUCAUCCUCUCUUCUUUUGCAACUCUCUUCUCCAUUGCUGAUGCAAGGAGGUUCAACGUCGGAGGUAACGGCGUUUGGGACGUGAAGCCUCAAGAAAACUACAAUACUUGGGCUGGAAGGAACCGUUUCCAAGUCAAUGACACUCUCUAUUUCAAGUAUCCAAAGGGUUUAGAUUUGGUUCAAGAAGUGACGAAAGCUGAAUAUGAUGACUGCAACGUCUUUGGCUCUAUCAAGAAGUAUAAAGAUGGUGAAACUGUUGUGACUCUUGAUCGUUCUGGUCCUCAUUAUUUCAUAAGUGGUGUUCAGGAUCACUGUAAAAAGGGACAGAAGAUGGUCGUUGUUGUCCUCGGCAUCAGAAACCACCCCAACGUUCCUAUUUCUCCGGCGAAACCUCCUUCAUCGGCUCAGGCUCCUAAAGCUCAUUCCUCUGUUUCACCAGUCGCUCCUGCUCAAGCUCCUAAAUCUCAUUCCCCUGUUUCUCCCGUUGCUCCUGCGAAACCUCCGUCUAUGGUUCAACCUCCGAGAUCCUCUGUUUCUCCAUCACAACCACCUAAAUCUUCUUCCCCUGUUUCUCACUCACCAUCGCAUGCUCCUAAGUCUCAAACCACCCCAUCUCCAUCCCCUGUAUCUCACUCACCAUCGAACGCUCCAUCUCACUCCCCGGUGACUCCAUCUUCAUCCCCUGUAUCUCACUCACCAUCGAACGCUCCAUCUCACUCUCCUGUGACUCCAUCUUCAAGCCCUGUCUCUCACUCACCAUCGAAUGCUCCAUCUCACUCCCCAGUGACUCCAUCUUCAAGCCCUGUUUCUCACUCACCAUCGAACGCUCCAUCUCACUCCCCAGUGACUCCAACUUCAAGCCCUGUUUCACAAUCACCAUCGAACGCUCCAUCUCACUCCCCUGUGACUCCAUCUGCAAGCCCUGUUUCUCAGUCACCAUCGAACGCUCCAUCUCACUCUGCUGUGACUCCAUCUCCAAGCCCUGUUUCUCAGUCACCAUCUAACGCUCCGGCGACUCCACCUCCAUCACCAUCCCCUGUUUCUACCCCAUCGCCUGUUCAGUCUCCGGCUUCAUCUCCAUCUGAUCAGUCUACACCUUUGUCGCCUUCACCUUCUGACUCAACAUCACCUUCCGCCGAUACUAUCACCGCCCCGGCGCCAAGUCCAAGGAAAAACUCAGCAAGUGGUGUGGCAGUUACUUCGGUUAUGACUACAUUAUUGACUGCGGCUUUCUCCUUUUUGAUGUUCGCUUGAGAUUGUGUUUUCGUGUUUUCGCUUUAGAUUUUUCUUUUUAUUCUAUUUCUGAAAUUUUAUUGUUCUUGUCGCAAACUCUUUCGGUUUUUUUCCUCUUUGUGUCGUAUUUUUCACAUUAUUGGACUAUUUUUUUUGGUUAUAAAUAUCAUUUCGUUGUUCUAAGCAUUAUUGGAGUUUGAAUGAUU